This is a messenger RNA of Zingiber officinale, 1316 nucleotides long. Its product is annotated as RNA exonuclease 4-like. Gene Ontology annotation, cellular component: nucleus. The record is from RefSeq and is a predicted model, not a curated record. Gene Ontology annotation, biological process: rRNA processing. The coding region runs from base 106 to 1206 and encodes 366 amino acids. Lineage: Eukaryota; Viridiplantae; Streptophyta; Magnoliopsida; Zingiberales; Zingiberaceae. Gene Ontology annotation, molecular function: 3'-5' exonuclease activity; nucleic acid binding. The transcript has 7 exons.
UUUUGUUUUAAAAUUAAAAAAUAGAAGUCACGCCGACUUGGCCUCCAUCCGUCAAGCAACGCCGUCGUCGCCGCACCUGUUUCGCCGACCACCGCCAUCUCCUAGAUGGAUUCUCCGCCGCCUCCGACGCAAAGGCACAAAUGCUCUGCAUGUUACAAACAAUACAAGAAAAAGGAACACCUUAUUGAGCAUAUGAAGAUUUCCUGCCACUCGGCUCAUGAUCCAAAGUGCCCUUUAUGCAAAAAACAUUGCAAAUCAUUAGAAUCUGUUAGGGAACAUCUUACAGGUCUACUGCCAAAAGAUAAUUGUGCAGAUAUUUUUGCAACUAAUGGCUGCAAGCUUUGCCUAAACAUCUUUGAUAGUCCUGAUGACCUAAGUGAACAUAUGGAUCUGUGUCUCAUGGCUUCUGCUAUUGCUCCUGGACCUAUGAGCAUGCCAAUCAUGGACAAUUGUUUUCUUCCUGAAAGUCUGCUCAGCUCAGGUCUAAGUAACCACAACAAUGAAGUGGUUGCUAUAGACUGUGAGAUGGUCGGAGGUGGGAGUGAUGGUUCGCUUGAUCUUUGUGCACGGGUUUGCAUAAUCAAUGAAGAUGAGAAUGUGAUUUUUCAUUCUUUUGUGCAGCCUAUCAUUCCCGUGAAUGACUACAGGUACGAGUUGACGGGUAUAUCACAAGAACAUUUGGCAAGUGCUUCACCUUUGUUAGAUGUUAGUAAUAAAAUUGAGGAGAUACUCUACAAUGGAGAACCCAGUUGGAAAGCUCGGCUUGAUGGUGGAAAAGCUAGGAUUCUUGUGGGCCAUGACUUAGAACAUGAUCUAAAUUGUCUAAGAAUUUCCUACCCUGAUCACUUAAUAAGGGAUACAGCGAAGUACCGCCCAUUAAUGAGAACAAAUUUGGUCAGUCAUUCAUUGAAGUACCUGACAAAGACAUAUCUAGGAUAUGAAAUUCAAACGGGUAUUCAUAACCCCUAUGAAGAUUGUGUUGCUGCGAUGAGGCUAUACAAAAGAAUGCGUGCACAAUUGCACGGGAGUCCACCGUUGCCGGUGCCAAAUGAUUGCAGUAGUAUUUUUUGCAAAAGAAGCCACAAUCCUUUCGACUUGAGAAUGCUCAUGGAACUGAAAAAGAUGUCUUCUGAUGAACUCCUUGCGAUGUCAAUUUCAAGCUACAAGUGCUGGUGUCUCGACAAUUUACAUUGCACAGAUUUUUAGCAUGUUCUAUUUAUCUUAUUCAUCCGAGGGUGACUAUCAAUUUUUUUAUUGAAAAGAAAAUAAUGUCAUCGAAUUUACCUGCUAAAAAAAGACUAUUUUUAAGUUCUUUU